Penicillium olsonii is the source of this 1167-nucleotide messenger RNA. Lineage: Eukaryota; Fungi; Ascomycota; Eurotiomycetes; Eurotiales; Aspergillaceae. The record is from the annotation of a GenBank genome assembly.
AUGACGAUAGAGUCAAGAAAGAGCUUGAAAUUCCGAAGAAGCGCGGUUGGCCCUAUCAAACCUGAUCGCCUGAAGAUUCGUGGGCGCAUUAUUGCCGCGCCAUACCGCCUGUACUGCGCGCUACAUUUUUGGGCUUCAAGUGCAAGUAGCCAAUUUGCGCCGAUUUACUUUACGUUCACUUUCUCUGGUCAAUAUCGACUGCGCACUCACCUACACAAGAGAGACUGCCAAGAGAAUCAUAUCUCUGCGUUUUUAUCCCAGCCCGACUUGUUGAACGCCUUCAUGAAUCGAUAUCGAAACGCUCCAACCCUCCGAGGCCCCAGCAAAGCCUCUGCUACAACACUAUGCCAAAAAUGCCUGAAACGAGAUAUCUAUGAAUGCAAGGCAUCCGCACAAGAACGCCCAUAUAUCCCGCGGCCCUCGCGGACCCAGCAGCUACUGAACCCGAAAUUAGUCCCCAAGCUUUCCACUGAGAAUCCAAACGAGUUGUUGCGAACAGAAGGUUUGGCAGACGAACUAUUAGCUGGCCGGGAGGAAGAGCGUGGGCGAAAGAGAGAUCUUGAAGCUGCGACAGACCGCCACGGCAUCUCUCCAAAACGUGCUAGGUCGAUUUCAUCCCACUCGAUGAGUUCAAUCUCGACGAUCUCUACAAAUCGGUCUUAUUCGGCGUCGCCCCGCCGCGGUAGAAAUGAAACACACGACAGCCACCAUCGAGAUGUCUCUGCAUCCCCCGGGCCCGCGAAAACCCGCAAAAGACGCUACAGUGAUUCGUCCGAGGGCCGCUCUGGCUCGGCGCAUUCAGGGCCUGCACACCACUCACCUCCCCGCGAGCAAAACAGUGACCGAAACACCAGACGUCGUCGUCGAGAGUCGAGCCCUGAACAACGGGGACGCAAUCGCGGGGAAGGAAGACACAGUGAGCGUCGGCAUCGUCGCAGUAGGAGCGCAGAUAAGGACCGACUUCCGAAAGAAAGGCGUUCCUUGACUCCAGAUGCUCCCCGCAACCGCGACCGUCCUUACCGAGAUCGAGCAAGUCCACCACGCCAAGCUCCAGCUGGAAGUUCUGGACAAGAAACUAAAUCGCGGGCCAACCAGCCUCGAGAACGAAGUCUCAGUCCAUUCAGCAAGCGUCUCGCUUUGACCCAAGCUAUGAAUGUUGGGCGGUAA